Messenger RNA from Podospora anserina S mat+, 834 nucleotides. RefSeq lists its product as uncharacterized. The transcript is spliced from 3 exons. The annotation marks the transcript as partial. Lineage: Eukaryota; Fungi; Ascomycota; Sordariomycetes; Sordariales; Podosporaceae. The record is from RefSeq and is a predicted model, not a curated record.
CUGACGCGAAGCAGCAUCAUCUUUGUGCACGGCUUGCGAGGGCAUCCGCAACACACAUGGGAGGACAACCGGGGCAGGGGCAGUGUGCACAGGGGCAGCGUGGAGAGAGGCAACAAGAACGCGGGAACGGCGACGUCACGUAAACGAAGUAUCUUGAAGUCCCUCUUUAAGUCCAAACCAUCGUCCUCAGCCUCAAUUUCGACCACGACCUCGACUGCCGACAGUAAUACGACCGAAGAGAGCCCUAACAAGCUGUUCUGGCCCGAUGAGUACCUUACACAAGACAUUCCCGAGGCGAGAGUAUGGACAUAUGGUUAUAAUGCAGAGGUAAUCGGCGGGUUGUUCCAGGCGAACAACAAGAACAGCGUCCUUGGUGGCAUUAUCGUCAAAGAUGCGAUACGCCGAUCGGAUGCGUGUCGUGCGCGAACGAAACUAAUCGUCUUCCUUGGCACGCCUCAUCGAGGGAGUGCGUUUGCAGAAUGGGGCGACAUCGCGUCGAAUCUAGCUCUUCUAGGACUGCAAGAUUCAAACAAGAAGAUCAUCACGACGCUGGAGGUGAAUAGCGAGGUCUUGGACAAUAUCCACGAGGAGUUUAAGACUAUCGCGGACCAGUCUCAAAUUCGGAUCCACUCGUUUCAGGAGGCACGGGGAAUAUCAGGCAUGAAGGGCUUGCACAAUAAGGUACUUUGCCAGCACAUCUUGAACGUCCUUCUGAGUGUUAAUCGUAAACUCACGGCAGGUUGUAGACGAUUUCUCCUCGAAGCUCGAUCUGCCGCGAUCUCUCGAGACUGUCGAGAGUAUCGACGCAAACCACAUACAGAUGGCCAGGUGUAG